Molecule: messenger RNA, 1164 nt
Organism: Penaeus indicus
Lineage: Eukaryota; Metazoa; Arthropoda; Malacostraca; Decapoda; Penaeidae
Exons: 4
Coding region: 124-1164 (346 amino acids)
Source: RefSeq, a predicted model, not a curated record
ACGAGAGAGUGGGGGUGUGGGCGUUCGUGUUAUUUCAGUCGGGUUACAGUUAAUUUUUUCUUGUUCUUAUUUGUUUUUGUUGGUAUAUUUAUUCAUUCAUUGGUGCCAAGAGACCGAGUCGACAUGAAGUUUGCAACGUGUUUGGUGCUGCUGGCGAUCACGGCAGUGCACGGCCAGAACUGGUCAUGGGGUUCCGAUGACCCGGCUCCUGCCCCAGCCGCCCCUGCCGCCAAAGAUGCCCCUGCCGAUGAGACUUCAAGGACACCGAGGGUGACUGGGCCUCUUCAGGGGACUUCGGAGGGCAGUUCGAAAGCCCUUGAUACCGGGGAUGAAGAACUUCACCCGAGGUUCUUCAACCUGUGUGCUAUCGGAAUUGGGUUAAAUUGUCCACCCAAACCGCCAAAAGUUCCACAUGGAAGCCAGUACCAGCGGCCUUUCCAGUCCUCAUUCACGCCCUCACACGGCAGCCACCAGCCCAACCACUACCGCCCACCACCCUCAAAGCCUCACUACACUGCUCCACCUCCAACACCUGCCCAUUAUUACACUCCGACCCCCACCCCCCAUUACACCCCGACCCCUGUGGUGCAGCAUAUUCACUCCCACACCCACAUCCACCACAGCGAGGGCGCCAGCGUGGGCGUAGGCGUCGGUGCCCCGCCCCAACCGCCACAUCACAGACCUACCCAGCGCCCUUGGUACGGAGAAGAGUGCCAGUGCGUCCAUCCCUCCUUCUGCGCCUCCCUCGACGUCGUUCCGAGGAGCAACGACCCACAGCACGUGGAGCCUUCGUUCCUCAUCGACCCCCGCUCGCGCCUGCCCUCCUCGGGGAUCCUCUCCAACAGCACUGAUGCCGAGGACGAGGAGCACAGGAUCGUCUACCCGACCACCGAAGAGGAGGAAAAGGAGUCGAGGACCAAGAGGGAGCUUCUGGAAGGUUCUGUCAACGGCACAGGCAUCCCGGAGUGCGGUCGCCGUCACUCCGCGGGCUCCUCGGACGCAUCAAAACCCGAUUCUGGAGAACGGCGACACGGAAUUCGGCGGAAUACCGUGGAAGCGGCCAUCCUGAAGGACGAGAACGGCCACAGCGUUUGUACGUGUGCCCCCCGCGCGCGACGCUCAUCGGAGCUCGCCAUGUACUCACCGCCGCUCACUGCGCAGUAG